This is a messenger RNA of Vitis riparia (riverbank grape), 1596 nucleotides long. RefSeq lists its product as uncharacterized. Gene Ontology annotation, cellular component: intracellular membrane-bounded organelle. The transcript has a single exon. The coding region runs from base 1 to 1596 and encodes 531 amino acids. The record is from RefSeq and is a predicted model, not a curated record. NCBI's taxonomy places the organism in Eukaryota, Viridiplantae, Streptophyta, Magnoliopsida, Vitales, Vitaceae.
AUGACUAUGAUUCUGAAUUCUUGCACACCCACCUCUGCAAACAGGUGGUAUCUGUUAUCAGGGCUCCAAGCCUCCUUCUAUGUAGUCCUCUUCAUCAUCUGUGCAGCCUCUGUAUCUUGCUCCCCAUCUCAAAUCUCCUACCUUGAUCACUGUUCUUCCAUUGUCCCAGAAUUUCCCCUCACUGUUCUGGAUUUCUCCACCUUACUGUUUCCCGGAACCCAAAAUGGAUACUGUCAUGGGGGAGAUAGAAUUUUAAGCCAGGAUUCCUCUGACUACUCGGCAAGCAUCUCUAAACUUCUGGCAUUGCAGACCCGGAAAAUAUACAGAACUGAGGCUGAAGGUGUUUUCAAGGUGGAAGGGAGUCUGAACCUCCAAAGCAAUAAUAGGUAUUACUAUGGGGAAGAUUUGAGAGAGAUGGAGAAUUCCUAUUCUGGGGUUCUGCCUACAAGCUUUUGGGGUGGUUCAGUGACCUUUCUUCUACAUGGGUUCUGGUCAGAAUCUUCUGGGAAGCUUUGCAUGGUGGGAACAGGGUCUGCCUACUCCAGAGAAGGUGAGUUGCUUGAUCUUGCUGCUGUUCUCAAGCUCAAUAACGUAAAAAAUCUGAGCACUGUUACUGACUUGGUUGGUGGGACUUUAGAGAGCUUGAAUUUGGCUAGUGAUUCCAAUUACUUUGAACCAAUUUCCAUGUUGGUGUUUCCUCAAAUGAAUUACAAGUACACUUUGGUUUCUGAGGUCGGUUUGGAGUCAAAUAUCAGUAUCUGUUCAAUGCUUUCAAGGCCAGAUAAUUGGUUUGAAUUGGAGUAUCCACUUGACUGCUAUUCUCUGCAGAAUUGCACUCCUUUUGGUGGGGAAAUUGGAUAUCUUCCCCAUUUCAUAAACAUAAAAGCAAGUCAGUGUUCAGAGGAUGAACGGAGGUUGAAAAUUAUGAUCAAGUUUCAUAACUUUAGCUAUGUUGACUAUAACCAACUGCCAAGUCCCAACAUGACAUUGAUUGGGGAGGGGUGGUGGGAUGCCAAGAACAAUCGGCUAUGUGUCGUUGCCUGUCGAAUCUUGAACACCAUGCAGUCUCUCGCUAAUGCUCACAUCGGUGAUUGUUCAAUUAGGUUGAGUUUGAGAUUCCCAGCAAUCUGGUUGAUCAGAAGCAGAAGUAACAUUGUGGGGCAAAUUUGGAGCAACAAAACUGUAGAUGAUUCAGAGUACUUUAAUAGGAUCAUGUUUCAAAGUCCUGAGAAUAUAAGGCUGGAGAUUCCAGGCUUGAAAUAUGAGUACACUGAAAUUGACAGGGCAGGAAAGCUAUGCCAGAAAAAAAAGUGUGCUGAAAAUAAAGGGGAAAGAUACCCGAAUCCGAAUGACUUUUCUUUUGAUAUGCAGUUUGACAUGAUGGUUAAAAACUCCACAGGAGUGAUGGCAUGGGGAUCUGCAGCCCCUUUCUUUGUGGGUGAUAAUCUUUAUGACCCUUUUGAGUAUGGCAUUCCUUCCUCAAGCUCAGAGCCAGGAAGCUCUGUAGUUGAAGCAAAUGCCAGGCAUAUUAGCCCAGUGAAUAUCAGCUACAAGAUAAGCUUCACAUUGGAACCUGGUGCUGAAUUUGGUGUAUGA